Messenger RNA from Rhodotorula toruloides NP11, 3027 nucleotides. RefSeq names its product glycosyltransferase family 2 protein. Gene Ontology annotation, molecular function: chitin synthase activity. The record is from RefSeq and is a predicted model, not a curated record. Gene Ontology annotation, cellular component: cell periphery; cell septum. Bases 1 to 3027 code for a protein of 1008 amino acids. Lineage: Eukaryota; Fungi; Basidiomycota; Microbotryomycetes; Sporidiobolales; Sporidiobolaceae. The transcript has 20 exons.
AUGCCGUACCAACCUCUCGAAACUGGUCGCUCAACAUACCCCGCCUACCCCUCGUCAGCCCCUUCGUACGACUCGCCCGACGCAGGAGGGAUUCGACCAGUCUCGUAUAACGACGCCUACGACGACGCAGCGUUCAUCGGCGACGAGGGAGCGGGAGGAGCGAGGCCGCCUUCGUUUCACUCGCACGACGGGGAGCGGGUCAGCGGGAUGAACGGUGGAGCAGGCGUGUACCUGGGCGAGGCCUACGACUCGGGCAUCAUCUACGACAGCGUCCCUCAGACCGAACCGCUCAACCUCCGCAGUCCUCCUCCAGCUCCUGCCGCACGACGAAGCGUCUACGAACCCGACCUCGACUUGCACCUCGACAGUCGCGGCGCAACUCCGCAGUAUCCUCGACGACGAGGAGCCGCACGCGACGAGCGAGACUGGGAGGAGGACGUGAAGAACCCGGAGGACUUUGAGGACAGCUUCGAGGCGGGUGAGGGGGACGACUCGCGCUUGGACGAGUAUGGCGGACACGGUGCAGCCGGAGAGGGUCAGGAAGAGGACGAUGGACUGCACAGCCCGGCGAUCAGCUUCAAGGGCGGAUUCGGCGCUCCUCCGCAAACUGCACACACUCGCCGCAGGAACGUCCAGCAGCGCCGCGUCAAGCUCACCGAGGGCAACCUCGUCGUCCCCUGCUCGAUCCCCUCCCGUCUCCUCAGUUUCCUCCCUCGCAAAGAUUCGGACGAGUUUGUCACGACUCGGUACACGGCGGUGACCUGCGGGCCAGACGAAUUCAACGACAAGAGCUACACGCUCCGCCCGACGCUCUACAACCGCCAGACCGAGUUGUUCGUCGUCAUCACGAUGUACAACGAAGACGAGGAGCUCUUCUGCCGCACUCUCCACGGUGUUAUGAAGAACGUCGCGCAACUCUGCAAGCGGAAGAAGUCGGCCACCUGGGGUCCAGAAGGCUGGAAGAAGAUCGUCGUUUGCAUCGUCGCAGACGGUCGCAAAGCGGUUCACCCGCGCGUGCUCGACUGCCUCUCCGCUCUCGGCGUCUACCAACCGAGCGUCAUGACGAACGCUAUCGACAACCAGCCUGUCGCAUGCCACCUCUUCGAGAACACGAUCCAGAUGAGCAUAGCGCCUGACUUGACCUUCCGUGGGCUCGAGAAGGGCAUCAUGCCUUGCCAGGUCAUGUUCGCGUUGAAAGAGAAGAACGCCAAGAAGAUCAAUUCGCAUCGCUGGGCGCUGCAAGCCUUCGCGCCGCAGCUCGACCCUCGCGUUGUUGUUCUCCUCGAUGUCGGUACGAAGCCGGCCGCUGGGUCGCUGUACAAGUUGUGGAAGGCGUUUGACAUGAACUCAAACGUCGGCGGAGCCUGCGGCGAGAUCGUCGCGAUGAAGGGCAAGUUCUGGCUCGGUUUGCUCAACCCGCUCGUCGCGGCGCAGAACUUUGAGUACAAGAUCUCCAACAUCCUCGACAAGCCGCUCGAGAGCAUCUGCGGCUACAUCAGCGUCCUUCCCGGCGCCUUCUCAGCCUACCGCUACAUCGCGCUCAAGAACGACGAAUUGGGCCACGGACCGCUCGCUAGCUACUUCAAGGGCGAGCAUCUCGCCGGCGUAGAUGCUUCGCUCACAACGUCGAACAUGUACCUCGCCGAGGACCGCAUCCUGUGCUGGGAGCUCGUCGCGAAGCGCGGCGAUGCCUGGGUCCUCAAGUUUGUCAAGUCGGCCAAGGGCGAGACGGACGUCCCGGAUCAGGUCGCCGAGUUUAUCGGACAGCGCCGUCGCUGGCUGAACGGCUCAUUCUUCGCCGGCGUUUACGCCCUCAUGCACACCUUCCAGCUCUUCCAGACGACUCAUUCGCGCAAGAAGAUCAUCUUCCUCCUCGGCCAAGCCAUCUACAACUUUAUUAACGUCCUCUUCGCGUGGCUCGGGCUCUCGAGCUACUGGAUCUUCUUCAUGGUCCUCACGAAGUCGCUCGAAGACCCGACUUUCCACCUUAAGGGCGUGAGCGUCGUCAAUGUCUUUAUGCAGUACGCGUACAUCGGCGCCGUCAUCGCCUGCUUCCUCAUGUCCAUGGGCAACCGGCCGAAGGCAGCGCGUUGGAAGUACCUCGGUGUCAUGAUCGUCUUUUCGCUCACGACCGCGUACAUGAUUGGCGCCGCCGUCUUCUGCGUCUACCAAGCGGUCAAGCAGUCUGCGGACAGCCUCAUCAUGGCGCAGAUCUGCAUCUCGCUCGCUUCGACCUAUGGCUGCUACCUUGUCGCCAGUCUCAUUGCAGGCGAUCCCUGGCACAUGGUCACCUCGCUUCUCCAGUAUCUCCUCCUCGCGCCGUCGUACAUCAACCUGCUCAACAUUUACGCCUUCGCCAACCUCCACGACUUCAGCUGGGGAACGAAGGAGCAGACGACGUCCGAGAUUGAUCUCGGCAUCACGAAGAAGGUUAACCAGAACGAGGUCGACAUGGCGUUGCCGGCGGAUCAGUCGGACAUUGACAUCCUGUACGACCGCUCGCUGCACAACCUCAAGACGCGACCGAUGAUCAUCCCGCCGCCUCUCUCGGACAAGGCGAAGACCGAAGCCGUCAUGGACCGCUAUCAGAGCAUCCGCACCAACAUCCUCCUCUCUUGGGUUCUCUCGAACGCCGUCCUCAUCGCGACCAUCCUCAACGGUGAUUACAGCGGCAGCUUCAGCUCGAGCAGCGGCAACACUCGAGCGAAAGUCUACCUCGUCGUCGUCCUCAUCUGCGUCGCCAUCCUCUCGCUCAUCCGCUUCCUCGGAUCGACCGCCUACGUCGUCGACGGCUACGUCCGCUUCAUCGGCCACCAGGUCCAGCGCCGCCUCUUCGCUCGCCGCCAAGUCAGCCAGCAGAACCACCUCCGCCGCCGUCCCGUCCUCAGCGAAGCUGGAACGGAGAUCAAGAGCGAGAAGGGGGUUGUGCCGGCGGAAGACUCGGCGAGCAGCUACGUCGAGUCGAGCGGGUCGUCGUCAGUCGUCGACGGACCGAGGCCGGACGGAGCAUGGUUCGCGAGGCGUUGA